AUGUCGCACGACCAGUCCGCCCUUGCCGUUGCCCUCGGCAGCAGAGAAUCUGACGCCCUCAACGUCGAAGAACAGGAAGCUCUUCUUGAACGACUCUGUCAACUCGCUCACAGCCUAGCCAAAGGCCACCCGCUUCUUCCCGGCGGCCAUGCGAACUCGAAUCAGUUCUCUCUCCCUCCUUCGCUCCUGCGCCGCUUUGUUACUCGCCUCGGUGACCACGACGAGAAGGGCAGCUGUUGUGUCCCCCUCCACAAGCUUCAACUCGAGUAUAACCUCUCAGCCGGCACUGCCCGCUUCAAGAUGGACGAGCUCAACGUCAACACUCACUUCGCCGUCUCUCUCAGCAACCUUGUGCAUACCCUAGCCUGCAGCGCGCUCCACCUCCGAGCCGAUCAACUGCUGAAGCUGGGUACCAGCUCAAUCCCGCUUAGCGACAAGAACGGCCAGUUGCACCCCGAUGCAAGCUGGCGCGUCUUUGAAUUGGGGCCGACCUCGACGGCUGAUGCUCCUGCUCAGAUCCAGUUCCCCUGCGUCGCACUCGAGGUUGCACUCUCGCAUCCUGCCGACCUUGAAGGCCUUGUCGACCGCUACCACUACUUGCUCAACGAGACGUACACCAGCGCCGUGAUGCGGGCUGGAGUGGUUGUUUGCGCCAAGGACUGGACUCCUCUUGACGAUCCUGACGACAACGUCGUCUUGGAGCCCUCGUACUUUUUUGGCGAGGAGUAUGUUGAUGAUGGCACCCUCGACCACGGACAAAUCGAAAACCCUAUUGAUACCUCCACUCCUAGUGAUACUACGAACCCUGUCGUUGUUGCGACUCCCAUUGAUACUGCGACUCCCGAGCCGGUCAUAGUUCCGUUCAGCACCAUUGUCAGCAAGCUUCUACUGGCUGCGCGCUACCACGAUGCCCUUUGGAGCACCAAUGCUCGCUGA
Colletotrichum truncatum is the source of this 936-nucleotide messenger RNA. Lineage: Eukaryota; Fungi; Ascomycota; Sordariomycetes; Glomerellales; Glomerellaceae. The record is from RefSeq and is a predicted model, not a curated record.